AACUUGAAAUCUUUUGAUGAGAAUAAUGAUGAUGAUAAGGUUAAUAUAAUUGAAAUGAUUGCAAAUAAAGUUAGUAAAAAAUCAGCUAAUCAAAAUGAAUAUCAUGCUUUUGAAUAUUUUGGUUCUGAAGAUGCUGAAAAAAUUUUGAUUGUUCUUGGUAGUGAGAUAAAUGCUGUUAAAAAUUUUGUGUCAAGCAUUGAUGGGUAUAAAUCUGGUGCAGUGGUAGUUAGAUUAUACAGACCUUGGUCAGAAAGAAAAUUCUUGGAAAAAAUUCCAAAAACGGUGAAACAGAUUGGUGUAAUGGAACAGGUCAACAAUCAUGACAAUGCUGCUAGUUAUUAUGGUUUAUUUAAUGAUGUUGUAGCAUCUUUUAAUUCUGGGCUUUGGACUAAUAAUCUACCAGCUUUGGUGAAUGUUAAAUUUUCAUCAUUUGAUACCCUUUCUUCAGAAAAUAUUGGAUUUUUAUUUAAUCAAUUGGGAAAGAAAGAUUUUGUUGAUGUUAAUGAAUUUGUAUCUGAAAAAAUAAGCAUUUCCUCAAUUUCAAAAGGUGUAAAUCGAUGUAUAUUUUGGGAUUCUGAGUCACAAGAAACCAUCACAGUUAACAAACACAUAGCCAACAUACUUGCAAAUCAUUCAAAUCUAAAUAUUUCUAAUUUAUCUACAUAUGAUAUCUAUAACAAUGGUGGUGUCAUUAAAUCAGAAUUACGAUUCAGUGCUGAUAGUCCUGUUGAUGGAAUUUAUGCUACUGAAGAAAAUGACAUUGACUACAUUUUCAUAAAUGAUUUUAGCCUAACUAGCAAAUAUAAUAUUUUAAGCUUUAUUAAAAAUGGUGGUGUUGUACUAUUAAAUACAAAGUUUACAGUUGAUGAAUUGGAAACUAAAUUACCUAAUGAUUUUAGAUAUGAGGCUGCUAAACAUAACAUUCAACUUUAUCUAAUUGAUUCAGAAAUGAUUAUUCAAGAUUUAGGAUUGAAUUUUGAUGUUGAUUCAAUUAGAUCUCUACCUUUACAGAUUGCAACUAUCAAUUUAAUUAAAAAUGAGUUGAAAUUGGAUUAUAGUUUGGAGA
This is a messenger RNA of Entrophospora candida, 1066 nucleotides long. NCBI's taxonomy places the organism in Eukaryota, Fungi, Glomeromycota, Glomeromycetes, Entrophosporales, Entrophosporaceae. The record is from the annotation of a GenBank genome assembly.